Paralichthys olivaceus (Japanese flounder) is the source of this 1505-nucleotide messenger RNA. The record is from RefSeq and is a predicted model, not a curated record. NCBI's taxonomy places the organism in Eukaryota, Metazoa, Chordata, Actinopteri, Pleuronectiformes, Paralichthyidae.
GUAACAGUCAUGUGAAACUGAUAUGACCCAACAUCAGAACACGUGUGUUCAUUUCCCAGACUCACAGCCAGGAGGUCAAAGGUCACUUAGAAAGACGAGGAGGUUCCAGAGCUUUAGGUGAUGAGGGCCGAUGCCGGGGUGGAUGUAAACCAAAACAGCAGAAUGCAUACGUCAUGUCAGUGAUGACGUUUCAGUCGGUACCAAACUUCAAACCUGAUUAAAUUUGUUCAGACUGAGAUUUGCAGGAUUAUAUUGUGUGUGUGUCUGUGCGUGUGAGUGUGUGUCAGUAAUAAGCAGCAUGCUGACCAGGCUGAGUGUGUCCUCCUUAUAAAAGCAGCUCAGUGUGAUCAGAGGGAACUCAUCUCAACUCUUCUCUUCUUCAGGUGUCGACACGUUGAGUCACGAUGAGUCUGAAACACGUUGUCUUCAAGAAAGUGUCCCGCGACAAGUCGGUUGCUGUCUACAUGACCAAGAGAGACUUUGUGGAUCACUGCGACUUUGUGGAUCCAGUCGAUGGAGUCAUCUUCAUCGACCCGCAGCUGCUGCAGGGAAAGAAAGUGUACGUGAUGUUGUCGUGCACAUUUCAAUACGGUCGUCAGGACAUGGAUGUGUUGGGCGUUGCCUUCAGGAGGGACCUGUUCCUGGUGACUCGUCAGGUUUAUCCUGAGCUGCAGGACAAGGACAAGCUAACUCACACUAAGAGCCAACAGAAGCUGCUGCGAAAGCUCGGAGACAACGCAUUCCCCUUCUUCUUUGAGUUUCCAGACAACCUACCGUGUUCUGUCGCUCUGCAGCCGGGACCUUCUGAUGUGGGAAAGAAAUGUGCGGUGGAGUUUGAGGUGAAAGCGUUCUGUGGUCAGAACCAGGACGAGAAGACCAAUAAACAGAGCUCAGUUCGUCUCAGUAUCCGUAAGAUCCAGUUCAGUCCAGAGAAGCAGGACCUGGUUCCUGUGGCAGAGAGCACCUUCGAGUUUCUGAUGUCUGAGAGACCUCUGUCCGUCAAACUGAGCCUGUCCAAAGAGACGUUUUAUCACGGCGAACCCGUCAUUGUGAACGUUGACAUCACAAACUCGUCCAACAGGAACAUCAAAGACAUCAGUGUGUCAGUCGAUCAGGUGACCAAUGUCGUUCUUUACUCCAACGACAAAUACAUCAAAUCCGUCGCCAAAGAGGAAACUGACGACUGUGUUCCUUGUGGGACAUCUCUAAAGAAACACUACACACUGUUUCCUGUUCUGACUCACAACAAAGAUCGAAGAGGAGUCGCUUUGGACGGACGACUGAAACAUGAAGACACAAACCUGGCUUCAUCCAGCAUUGUGAAACAGGAAGUGAUGAAGGAGGUUCAGGGGAUCCUGGUGUCGUAUAAAGUGGUGCUGAGGAUGAUUGCCAGUGGGACGCUGGCAUCCAGUGAACCUGAUGACAUGGUGUUUGAGGACUUUAAGCGAGCUUACCUGAAGGGCGUGGUCUACGGAGACGAUGAUGAGUCUCCUACUGAGGCCUGA